Trematosphaeria pertusa is the source of this 1101-nucleotide messenger RNA. RefSeq lists its product as uncharacterized. The record is from RefSeq and is a predicted model, not a curated record. The transcript has 5 exons. Lineage: Eukaryota; Fungi; Ascomycota; Dothideomycetes; Pleosporales; Trematosphaeriaceae. Bases 1 to 1101 code for a protein of 366 amino acids.
AUGUCGAGCAAUAAUGAAGCUGCCCUACGAGCCGAGUCCUUGGCACCUUUGAUUAACUCACUGUCUAUUAUCUUUGUUGUUCUUUCUACUGUCAGCGUCGUCCUUAGACUGUACACCCGGAAACGCAUCGUUGAGGUUAUCGGUGCGGAUGAUGCGUCUAUCACCAUAGCGCAGGUAUUGGCGAUUGCUGUAUCAGUCCUCACGAUCCUCCAGGCUCACUGGGGACUUGGUCGACAUACACCGUUUGUAGAUCCUGUGGAUGCAGUUAAGGAGCUAAAGUGUCUCUACGCCAACACCUUGAUCUACAAUGCUGCCCAAACAAUCACCAAGAUCUCCUUUCUCAUCCUCUAUCGGCGCCUAUUCCCGGGUCGCAAGACUCAGAAGAUCUGCUUUUGGCUGCUACUAUACAUCGUCGCGUGGGGCAUCAUACAAGAGUUCAUCGUCGGAUUUGCUUGCAUUCCGCUCUCGAACUUCUUGCCCAAGAUGGAAGGGAAAUGCAUUCCGUCAUUGCCGGUUUGGUAUCUUACGUCCUGCAUGAACAUUGUGACAGACUUCAUGAUUUUCAUCGUUCCUAUCGUCCCAGUGCUCAAACUACAAAUGCGGACGCGGCAAAAGAUCCUUCUUCUAUGCCUUUUUUGCCUCGGAUUCUUCACCUGCAUAAUCUCGCUCGUUCGUCUCUCCACAUUACACAAAGGCAUCAACACCAACGAUCCCUUCUGGGACAAUGCAGGCGCAUCAUACUGGUCUGUCAUCGAACUCAACUGCGGCAUCCUGUGCGCCUGCCUUCCAACACUGCGGCCGCUGGUGCAGAAGGUCGUUCCUCAUCUGCUGUCGUCUCAUGGUGCUAGUCAUGAUAGCGGAAGGACGGCGACUGGUAUCAGCCGCAUGCCCAGCCAUCUAGGCCACAAGAGAAGUGUAAGCGGCCUGGAAGAUGGGAUCUACAUCCAGAAGGAAGUAGAGCUCCACAGUACGACUGAGUUGAGGUCGAAUGCCGCGGGAUAUCGACCGUCGGGUGAGGAUGCUAGGAGCCAGAAGACGAUCGUAACGGCACAGUCAUCGAAAGGGCAGCUACGGAAGGAUUCCCUUGCUUGCUGUGCAUGA